Danaus plexippus (monarch butterfly) is the source of this 694-nucleotide messenger RNA. Its product is annotated as glutathione S-transferase-like. NCBI's taxonomy places the organism in Eukaryota, Metazoa, Arthropoda, Insecta, Lepidoptera, Nymphalidae. Gene Ontology annotation, biological process: glutathione metabolic process. The transcript is spliced from 4 exons. Gene Ontology annotation, molecular function: glutathione transferase activity. Bases 20 to 631 code for a protein of 203 amino acids. The record is from RefSeq and is a predicted model, not a curated record.
CUCUACAGUCACUAUCAAAAUGGCGAGGAAGCUGCAUUAUUUCGACACCAACGGUAUCGCCGAGUCUGUCAGGUAUAUGCUUCAUUAUGCCAAGCAGAAGUUCGAAGACGUGAGAUACGACUAUCAGAGCUGGCCGGUUGAGCAAGUAAAGAAAUCUCUCCCAUUCGGCCAGUUGCCCUUGUAUGAAGAGGGCAGCAAGUCACUCUACCAAUCAGUAGCCAUUGCUCGAUACAUUGGUGCUGUUCACAACCUGAUCCCAGCAGACAUUUGGGAACAAGCCCAACUGGAUGCUAUUGUAUUGAGCGUCUACGACUUCUGGUCAAAGGUCAUAGCAUACGUUACAGAACAGGACAUUGUCAAGAAACAGGAGCUGAAGAAGGAAAUCUUCGGGGAAUUGAUCGACUUCUAUUUCUCAAGGUUUGAAAACCAACUGAAGAACAACAAGGGUUUCUUUGGAGGAAAGUUAAGCUGGGCUGACUUCGUUUUUGUGGGCAUCAUCGAAGCAGUUAACUUACGUUUGGGUGAGCAGAUAGAGAGCAAAUAUCCUCAUGUUGCAGCUCUUGUAGAGAAGAUCAGGAACUUACCCGGAGUUAAGGAGUACAUUGUCAGCAAGAAACCAUACGUUCUGUAAAUUAUUCAUUCAGAAAAACUGCUAUGACUGUUUGAUAAUAAAAUUUUGAUAUAAUUAUGUGAA